Haemonchus placei is the source of this 3414-nucleotide messenger RNA. Lineage: Eukaryota; Metazoa; Nematoda; Chromadorea; Rhabditida; Trichostrongylidae. The record is from the annotation of a GenBank genome assembly.
UUGGUAUGCGUAGUUCUUGUCAUUGAUCUCACAUGCUCAUUUUUUUACAAUGCAUAUAACUAUUUUAUAUUGGAUAAUAAAUCAACGUUGAAGUAUAUGGUAGGAGACUGUGCCCAAUAUAUAGGUCUUUGCAUAGCACUGACGUUACUUAUCGCCUGUAGGAAUCGUGGAGUUGUUACAUCCGGUGUAUUAUUUAUCUACUGGUUACUUAUGGUCUUAUGCGGGCUCCCAGAGUUUCGAUUUUUAUUAGAACGCUAUUUUCAGAGCGGAAUAAAUGAUGAAUUUCGAUUUUUUAUGUACUUAGUCUAUUACCCUUUGAUAUGCUUGGAACUGAUUCUGUCCUGUUUCGCUGAUACGCCUUCUGGAGCUUUCAUUGGGAAACAAAUUUGCCCGGAGCUGUCAACGUCAUUCCUUAAUCAGAUCACAUUCCAAUGGUUCACAGGGUUAGCAGUAAAGGGCUAUAAAAGACCGCUGGAACGGGAUGAUCUGUGGAGUUUGAAUGAAAGAGAUCGAGCUAGCCAUCUUAUACCAGAAUUCUAUCACUAUUUCAAGCGCCAGUUCCAAGAAACGCAAACUGAGCAGAAACCAAAGCCAAACGCUGAACAUCCAGUCAAGCAUCCAUCAAUUCUCUGGCCUCUUUUUCAAACUUACAAGUUCUCGUUCAUUUCGGGAGCUUUACUCAAAUUGACGUUUGAUCUUCUACAGUUUGUCGCCCCUGCUCUGCUCAAAUAUCUCAUCAGUUUCAUACAGAAUCACGAUCAACCAUUAUGGCUUGGUAUCAGUAUAGCAAGUACAAUGUUCAUCGUGGCAGUGGUUCAGUCAAUGAUUCUCCAUCAGUACUUCCAUCUCAUGUUCCGCUUGGGCAUGAACAUACGGUCCGUACUUACCAGUGCUGUCUACUCGAAGGCGAUGAACUUGUCGAAUAAUGCAAGAAAAAACCGUACUACUGGAGAAAUAGUAAAUCUGAUGUCAGUGGAUAUUCAACGUCUGCAAGACAUGACAACAUUCGUCAUGUUGUUUUGGUCCGCUCCUCUUCAGGUCAUUCUUUCAAUAAUUUUCCUAUGGAGAAUACUUGGCGUAGCGGUUAUUGCCGGUCUUGUGAUUUUAGUGGCUAUGGUCCCUAUUAAUUCCUAUAUUUCUGUGAAAAUGCGAAACUGCCAGGUGAAACAAAUGAAACAUAAAGAUGAACGCCUUAAAAUGAUGUCAGAGGUUUUGAACGGAAUCAAAGUGCUCAAGCUGUACGCAUGGGAGAAAAGCAUGGAAAACGCGAUUUUGAACAUUCGUGUCAAAGAACUGAACGUCUUAAGGAAGCUUGCAUUCCUCAACGCUGCUACGACGCUCUCAUGGGCUUGUGCUCCAUUUUUGGUGGCAGUGCUAUCGUUUGCUGUUUUCGUCACCAUCGAUCCUGACAACAAUGUGCUGACCCCUCAAGUGACCUUUGUCGCUCUGGCUCUCUUCAAUAUUCUACGUUUUCCACUGGCAAUUUUUGCAAUGAUAUUCAGUCAGGCCGUUCAAUGCCACGUAAGCAACAAGCGCCUUCGAGCGUUUUUCGCUGAAGAGGAAAUGGAUUUCAACGCUGUGGGCAACAAAUAUACCGAAGAAGCUGUGAAAAUUGAAAACGCAACGUUCACCUGGGAAAGUGGAGACGCAGAGGAAACAUUGAAAAAUAUCACCAUGACCGUUGAACGUGGUCAGCUCGUUGCUAUUGUUGGCAAAGUAGGCGUCGGAGAAAUGAACAAAGUUAGUGGCAGCGUGAAUGUGAGCGGUUCGGUCGCCUACGUCCCACAACAGGCUUGGAUUCAGAAUCUCUCACUACGUAAUAAUAUUCUCUUCAAUCGUACUUAUGACCGAAUGUUCUACGAGAAAGUGCUAGACGCUUGCGCUCUUCGACAGGAUUUGGCAAGCUUACCAGCUGAAGAUAUGACUGAAAUCGGAGAAAAGGGCAUCAAUCUCUCAGGAGGUCAAAAACAACGGGUUUCUCUAGCUAGGGCUCUGUACUCACAUGCUGACAUAAUAUUGCUCGACGAUCCGCUCAGUGCUGUCGACUCGCACGUUGGAAGGCACAUUUUCGAGAACGUCAUUUCAUCUUCUACCGGUAUAUUAGCACACAAGACACGCAUACUUGUUACUCAUGGCCUUCAUUAUUUGAAAUACUGUGACAAGGUUAUAGUCAUGAAAGCUGGCGAAAUCAGCGAAAUGGGAACGUACCAUGAACUGAUUGCACGUCAGGGGGCUUUCAGCGAAUUCCUCGAAGAAUUCCUGGUCGAGGAGACGAAGAAAAGAGGUCGAAGUGUGAGCUUCGGGGACAAUGCAGAGGAUGUGUCUGAAAUUCUUCUGGAAAUGGAAAAAGUGAGUCCCGACCGGAGAAAGCGCAUCGAAUCCCAACUGAGUCAGGAAGCCCCAAAUGUCCCCUCAGUUCAUGAAAAGAGCCCCAGUCCCAUGAGGGAACCCUCGUCUCCAACUAGUAAUGGCAACGUCCUUCCUACACAAUCGGAAGAAGAACAUCCAGUAGUGGUAGGAAAAGCCGAAGAAAAAGUCGCUCUUCUUGGAGAAGAAACCAAAACACCACAGAAGAGUAAGCUUGUCGAAAAAGAAGCAGUUGAAACGGGAAAAGUGAAAUGGUCUGUGUAUUUAACAUACAUUCGAGCAAUCGGUUUUGAUCUCGCCGUGCUGUUCAUUGUCGUCUACAUUUUCAGCAGCGUCUUGGGGGUGGCCAGUAAUUUAUGGCUUGCAAAGUGGUCCGAUGAUGCCGAAAUGAUCCAAAAAACCAGUAAUGGAAGCAGUUACGAAACGAAUACUCGUCUAGCGAUCUAUGCUUCGUUGGGAGUUGGUCAAGCUCUAUUCGUAUGUGCCGCUUCGAUUAUUAUGGCACUUGGAAUGGUUGGAGCAUCUCGAUUGCUUCACGAAGGCAUACUAAAGAAUAUUCUUCGAUCACCGAUGAUCUUCUUUGAUAUCACCCCCAUAGGACGUGUACUCAAUCGUUUCGGCAAGGAUAUGGAAUUGCUGGAUACUCGACUACCGAGUGCUGUCUUGACGUUCGUUGGUUCUGCCGUACAGGCUCUGAUAAUCAUUGCGGUACCUAUCUACGCAACGCCGCCAAUUAUCUUUCUUCUAGUGCCAGUCUUCGUCUUCUAUUUCUAUAUUCUGGAUGUCGACUGUCUCGACAAUGCCAUACCUCGAUCUCUGAUGUCAUUUGUACGCACGCUGAUAGCCUCGAUCGAAAUACUUGCCGUUAUUAUAUGGUCGACACCGGUUUCCGUAGCUGCUCUCGGGCCUCUGUUUGCCAUAUAUUUCCUGUUUUUGCGAUUCUAUGUAAGUACUUCACGACAGUUGAAACGUCUUGAAUCGGCGUCGAGGUCACCGAUCUACUCCCAUUUCCAAGUGCAGCGUCAAUUCGUGCCUACAGAUUGGUAG